GGCCUUCGUUUCGUGAGGAGUCAGUGCAGCAACCGGGCUGUAGUGGAAGGAAGUGAAUUAUUUGUGGGAUUGAUGUAACUUCGGUGUUUAUGAGACUCUCUCGGUACCGUUUUAUUACGUAACCGGUGUCCGUUAACGCAGCGGCUUGCUCAGGUGUGCGCGCGGGACGCCGCGAGAGCCAGCAGGCGCAACCGUCGCUCAAAGCAGUGGAAGUGCUGCGGUGCCGCCUUUAUCGAGCUCGCUAAUAUUGCCGGUCCAGUGUGGUGCGGGUUAAGGUGGGCCUUGCCCGGAUAUUUGACGGCCGAGUAAAAAAAAACAAGAUUUAUUAGGGCAAGAAUCAAGAAAAGGACGAAGCAAAACCAAAAAAAAAAGCCAGCCGUCUUCUUUAACCUGGUGCAUCCGAAUAAGACUUUUAACACUGUCACGCACUUCCUCAGCCUAAAUGGCGGACAACCUGUGCGAAGCCCUCAAGCAGCUGAAGCUGGCAUCUUCGUCCAGUGGCGCCGGCGAGAGCGUGGAAGGCUGCCUGGACUGCCUGCUGAAAGCCCUGGCUCACAACAGUGUGGAGACCAGCGAGAAGAUACAGGAGAUGGGGGUGCUCCCUCUAUUGCCCCCCCUGCUGGAACCCACAUGUCCCUGUGCCCCGAAAGUCGCCAACGUCAUAGCCGAGGUGGCGAAAAACGAGUUCAUGCGGGGCCCGUGUGUGGACGCUGGACUAGUGCCCCCGCUGGUGGAGCUGCUGCACUGCAAAGACCAGGAAGUCCUGCUCCAGACGGGCCGGGCCCUGGGCAACAUCUGCUAUGACAGCCAUGAGGGCAGGAAUGCAGUUGACCUGGCGGGUGGUGCAAAGCUAGUAGCUGAACACUUACAGUCACUGUCCCAAAAUACUGAGCCGGCCAAUGGGAAGCUGUUGACUGUCUUUUGUGGCAUGCUGAUGAACUAUAGCAAUGAUAAUGAUUCCCUGCAGGCCCAGCUGAUCAACAUGGGCGUGAUUCCCACGCUGGUGAAGCUGCUGGGCAUCCACUCGCAGAACACAGCAUUGACUGAGAUGUGCCUGAUCGCCUUCGGGAACCUGGCAGAGCUGGAGUCCAGCAAGGAACAGUUUGCGGCCACCAACAUAGCUCAGGAGUUGGUCAAGCUGUUCCGCAAACAGGCGGAGCACGAGAAGAAGGAGAUGAUCUUUGAGGUUCUUGCCCCCUUGGCAGAGAAUGAUGUGAUCAAGUUGCAGCUGGUGGAAGCAGGGCUGGUGGAGUUUCUGCUGGAGCUGGUGGAUCAGGCUGUGGACGGGGAGCGAGAGGAAGAUGUGGCCGAGCUGAAGACGGCCUCGGACCUCAUGGUGCUGCUGCUGCUGGGGGAUGAGUCCAUGCAGAAGCUCUUUGAGGGAGGCAAAGGCAGCGUGUUCCAGCGGGUCCUGUCCUGGGUCCCAUCCCACAACCACCAGCUGCAGUUAGCUGGGGCACUAGCUGUUGCCAACUUUGCCCGUAAUGACGGUAACUGCAUCCACAUGGUGGACACUGGCAUUGUACAGAGGCUGCUGGAGCUGCUGGAACGUCACGUGGAGGAGGGCAACGUCACGGUGCAGCACGCCGCCCUCAGCGCGUUGCGGAACCUCGCCAUCCCGGUGGUAAACAAGUCCAAGAUGCUGGCAGCUGGUGUGGCAGAUGUGGUGCUGAAGUUCCUCCCUUCGGAAAUGCCCCCCGUGCAGUUCAAGCUCCUGGGCACGCUGCGGAUGCUUGUGGACACGCAGGUGGAUGCGGCCGAACAGUUGGGGACCAAUGCCAAGCUGGUGGAGCGGCUGGUGGAGUGGUGCCAAGCCAAGGACCACGCAGGAGUGAUGGGAGAGUCCAACCGGCUGCUUUCCGCCCUCAUCCGGCACAGCAAGUCGAAGGAUGUAGUCAGGACAGUUAUCCAAGGAGGUGGAGUGAAGCACCUGGUCACCAUGGCAACCAGCGAGCACAUGAUCAUGCAGAAUGAAGCCUUGGUUGCUCUGGGCCUCAUUGCAGCUCUGGACUUGGGUUCUGCAGAGAAGGACUUCAUGAGUGCCGGCCUGGUGCAGGUGCUCCAUAAGCUUCUGUCAGACGAGAAGAGCGCACCGGAGAUCAAGUACAACUCCAUGAUCCUUGUGUGUGCAGUCAUGGGUUCAGAGCCUCUCCACAAAGAGGUGCAGGGCUUGGCCUUCCUGGACGUGGUAUCCCAGCUUAGGACACACGAGAACAAGACGGUGUCCCACCAGGCCUCGCUGACGGAGCAGAGGUUAACAGUGCAGAGCUGAAGGACUCUAAAGUCACUCCUACUCGCCCCGCCUACUGUCUGGUCUCACUUCCAUGUGUCCUGUUGUUACUCCCCGAGGUCUCCCAACCAGUCAGCCGCUCGCUGUCCUAAUAACGAAGCCCAGCCCCUCCUCCUUUCAAUUACACACAUGCAUGCCAUGCCCUGCGAUGUCCCCAGAAGGCACCACAGGCAUCCCUUUGCAAUAGAGAACAAAUCAAGAAGAGAACAAUGUUUUUAAGACCAUAGCUGUGAAGUCUGCCAGUUGGGGAAUAAAAAAAAACAAAUAAAAAGGGAUCGUGGGGGGAGGGGCAAAUCCUUAAUUCAUUCAUGAAGCAUCUGACGUAUUCUGUGUAGCUUGAAUACCAGUGUAGUUGAGACGUACAUGUUGUAGUCCAGUCGAUGGUGUAACCAUUUUCUAACCUGCCUAACCAGUCCUGCCAGUCACGUAUACCUCUCCGUUCCCCCGAAACACACCCCUUGUCCCCUCUCCAUGCGAAAGACUGAGCAUGUCAACACUGUAACUAGGAAGAACAGAUCAGGGGCAGAUGCUACGCCCUCUGCCAUUAGCAUCCCGCUCCGGCAUCAGGUCUCGUAGAAAGACGUUGGUCAGUACUGCUAUAUGCUCACUGGUAUUUGACACCAAAACCUUGGGUGGAAGGGUAAGAGGUCAAACAUGAUCACGCUUGUGUAAUAAAGAUUCCCACAUGGUCUGCGGUGUUGUGGAUCUGUAUGUUUGGGGCCAUGUUGGGCGCAUACAGGCCUAGCCUGCAGCUUGGGGGUAGGAGUUUUUCACUGAUCAGGCAAAGGUGAGUGUAGAGGUGGGGCUAAUGGUGGGAAAUGGUGCUGGCUCGUGGAAGGUCUAAUAUGACACACACCAGAACAAAGCAAAGCAGUUACCCAGGAAAUAAGAUGCAUAAUGGUUGGUGGCAUCAGACUUGGUAACAUUUAGGAGUAGUUUGGGGCAAAAAAAAAUAAUUGCAUAGCAUUUGUGUCAGGAAGGCUGCCUGGUAUGUGGUGUUACCCCCACCCUCUGCGAGUAAUGUGACCAUGUAGGUAUUUGCCAGUGGUAUGUUACUGGUUUUAGCUAGACCAACAUUGUGCAUGUUUUUUCCUCCUGGUUAAAGGGCAACUUUGAUGGGUGAUAUUCCAGCUGGCUGAAUGCUGGUAAACCCAAUGAUGUAGGUUAGCCAUAUUUUCAAAAGACCUCAUCUGUCUUAUUUAUUGUAAUUUAUUAGAUUUGUACCCUGGCUAAUUACUACAAAAACCUAUCAGGAAAAAAACACCAUUAUUUCAUAAGAUUAUAUAUAAAGCAUUUGUUGUAAAUGUCUGUUGCUGAAUUGUAAAUUUCAAGAACUGAAACUCAUGAGAAAAUUAAAAUGGUUGCUGGCUAUAA
Molecule: messenger RNA, 3664 nt
Organism: Paramormyrops kingsleyae
Lineage: Eukaryota; Metazoa; Chordata; Actinopteri; Osteoglossiformes; Mormyridae
Gene: rap1gds1
Product: RAP1, GTP-GDP dissociation stimulator 1
Biological process (GO): positive regulation of GTPase activity
Molecular function (GO): protein binding; guanyl-nucleotide exchange factor activity
Source: RefSeq, a predicted model, not a curated record